Gekko japonicus is the source of this 972-nucleotide messenger RNA. It is a transcript of the gene ATP5PB, whose product is annotated as ATP synthase, H+ transporting, mitochondrial Fo complex subunit B1. Gene Ontology annotation, molecular function: proton transmembrane transporter activity. Lineage: Eukaryota; Metazoa; Chordata; Lepidosauria; Squamata; Gekkonidae. The transcript has 7 exons. Gene Ontology annotation, biological process: proton motive force-driven ATP synthesis. The coding region runs from base 143 to 904 and encodes 253 amino acids. The record is from RefSeq and is a predicted model, not a curated record.
GUUCGUGACAGGAAAGCUUGUAGCGGAAAAGAAGGGGAAGGUUCUCGCGAGACUUCCCUAGCGGGCGCCGCCAUCUUGUUACUGCCACAGCGGGCGGCGGGUCAUAGGGACAGUGAGGGAGGGCAGCGCCGCUGGAGACGCGAUGCUGGUCCGUUUGGUUUUGCGUGGCUUGGCCCCUGCCGCCUUGAGGAGCUUGGCGCCCGCCCUCUCCGCCGGAGCGGUGCAUGUCUCAAGACCACUUCACACUAGUCAGCAGCACUUGGCUCCUUUGCCACCUCUACCUGAGACAGGCGGUAAAGUCCGUCAUGGGGUAAUCCCUGAAGAGUUUUUCCAGUUUCUGUACCCUAAAACAGGAGUCACAGGCCCCUAUAUGUUGGGAACUGGGCUUCUGCUCUAUUUUCUUUCCAAGGAAAUUUACGUAAUUAACCAUGAAACACUUGCUGGUUUAUCUAUUGUGGGAAUCCUCAUCUAUGGAAUUAAGAAGUAUGGUGGUAAUGUUGCAGCUUUUGCUGACAAGCUCAUUGAGGAACAAAUGGCUACUUUAACAGAUGUAAAAGAUAGUAUGAUAAACAGCUUGGAGAAAGCAAUUGAGGAUGAGAAGAAAGAACAGUGGAGGGUUGAGGGUCGCCAUUAUCUCUUUGAUACCAAGCGGAACAAUAUAGCUAUGCUGCUGGAGACCAACUAUAGGGAGAGGCUGCUCACUGUAUAUACUGAAGUGAAGAAGCGGCUAGACUAUCAAGUAGCUGUGCAGCAUUUCAUGCGACGCAAGGAACAAGAUCACAUGAUCAGCUGGGUGGAGCAAAGUGUUAGGAAGAGUAUAACAGCUCAGCAGGAGAAGGAGAGCAUUGCCAAAUGCAUUUUGGACCUAAAGAUGUUGUCUAGGUCUGCACAGGCAGCUGUCUGAAUGCGGCAUUUACUUGCAACCUGAUAAACUGUAUGAUUGAUAUCUUUAAUUAAAACAUCUGUACCAUU